This is a messenger RNA of Pogoniulus pusillus (Red-fronted tinkerbird), 4054 nucleotides long. RefSeq names its product rabphilin 3A like (without C2 domains) (gene RPH3AL). Gene Ontology annotation, molecular function: small GTPase binding. The record is from RefSeq and is a predicted model, not a curated record. The transcript is spliced from 10 exons. NCBI's taxonomy places the organism in Eukaryota, Metazoa, Chordata, Aves, Piciformes, Lybiidae. The coding region runs from base 344 to 1285 and encodes 313 amino acids. Gene Ontology annotation, biological process: intracellular protein transport.
GCCGGGGCUGGAGGAAGCGGCGGCAGCGCCGCACGUUCCCUCCGUUUCCGCUUUGUCCCGUGGGAGAGGGCGGGGGGCCGGCUCCGUGCCGAGUCCCGGCGUGGCCCGUGGCGGGGCCGGCCGCGGGUUUCAGCGGGGCAGCGCGGCGGCGGCCGGGCCGCGGGGCAGGUCUCGGAGGAAUUAAUGCUUCAUGGGCACCUGUAAUCAGCCCAGCUGCAGGAGGGCUCGGCUUUGGCUGCUGGGAGGAGAUGUCUUCUGCUGCAAUGACUGCCUCAAUGUCAACAGGACCCUUUAACUUUGAUGUAGUCAAGGUGUGAUCCCUUCUCCUCACCAGCCUGCUGCUAUGGCUGACACGAUUUUUGGCAGCGGGACGGGCCAGUGGGUGUGCCCCAAUGACCGGCAGCUGGCUCUGCGUGCCAAGCUCCAGACAGGCUGGUCAGUGCACACGUUCCAGACUGAGAAGCAGAGGAAGAUGCAGACUCUGAGCCCGCAGGAGCUUGAGGUCAUUCUGGAAGUCAUCCGCAAGGCAGAGAAACUGGACCUCAUGGAGCAGCAGCGCAUUGGGCGCCUGGUGGAGCGGCUGGAGAACAUGCGAAAGAACGCGAUGGGGAACGGCCUCUCGCAGUGCCUGCUCUGUGGCGAGCUGCUGGGGCUGCUGGGCAGCACCUCAGUCUUCUGUCAGGAUUGCAAAAAGAAAGUUUGCACCAAGUGUGGAAUAGAAACCUUUGGGGCCCAGAAACGUCCUCUUUGGCUGUGCAAGAUCUGCAGUGAACAGAGAGAGGUUUGGAAGAGGUCUGGUGCAUGGUUCUACAAAGGGCUGCCCAAGUACAUCACACCUUUGAAGAGCAGCAGCAAACCCAGUGAGCUGCCCACACAGCCUUGGCAAAGUGAGCCAGUGGUGCUGGAGCCAGAGAGCAUUGGUACCAGCAGAUCCUUCACUUGGGCCAGGGGAAAAGUGGUUUCUACUGACAGUGAGAGCGACUCGGAGUUGAGUUCCUCCAGUCUGGAUGACAAAUCCUUACCUGUGGGGUCAAAAGGCUCACGAAGCACAAAGCAUCGAGCAGGGCUGGCACCCAUUGGGGAACCCAGCCAGGCCAUGGGCAGGACACUGGGGAGCACCCAUUCCCCUACCCUCUCGGGGAGCCACAGCAGCCUGGGCAGUGAGCAGGGUGCUGCCCUCAGUGCCACGGAGAGCUGCCAGAGCGACCAGCCGGCUGAUGGGCGUGACAGCGAUGGCAGCAGAGUCCUUGGCAAACGGCGCAUCCACAGCAGACCACGGUGCUGACAGAGGUGAAGAUGGAGCUGCUUUGCCUGCAUCCAACUCUCACCCCGUGCCCACUCCUGCAGACCUCACUCUGGAUGACAACUGCUGCCUGUGGUGACUUUAUGAUGACAGGUUUUGCACAGGUGUUAGCAGCACAGUGGCACCUGGGAAAGCACCUACCUGUCGUCCUCUCUGCCUCACUGAUCUGGUUUAUGGUUUGGUCUGGCUUCCCCUUCUGCUGACUGACCUGCUCUUUGGGGUGCUGUUCAGAGAGGGUUGCUGUGCUCUAUGGUGCUGCUGUGGGGUCCAGACCCGUAUUUGCUUGGAAAUGGCACAAAAAGUGCUUGCUGGAGCUACAGGAAUGUGUGCUGCCUUUGCUGGUCCUGGCCUUGCAGUCUUUGGGAGAAAGGAAAAUUCAGUCCUGUGUCCCUGAAUAGAAUGACUGAGGAGGACUGAAUAGGUCCCUGAGGAUACUGCGUUCUUUCACUGCUUCUCAGCUCAAGGGUGAAUUUCCCUCUGUGAAUCCCAAGGGUGAGAACAGGACUCCAGUUUGCUCUUGACUCCCAUGGACCCAGGCUGUCUCUUGUGUGUUUCUGGUUUGACUUGGUAUGAAUUUGGUGGGAGCAUCCUGGUGAAGUUGUGCUCCUGAGGUCUCUCUCAUUGGCAGGACUGGCUGCUCAGGGAGACUGCAGUUAGUGAGAAAAUAUUCAAAGAAGUUUCUUAUCAGUUCUUAGGUCUUCUGGCUAUGCACUGACCUGCAUGUCCUGUGGUGAGGGUGAUGCUUUGGCAGUGGGAUAAUGGGCACCCUUUGAGUGAUGCCCACCACCUCAUGGCUCAGCUGGCUGCCUUUGUGCACCCCAGCUGGAUAAAAACUUUCAGAUGAUGUGAUCCUGUCUAGCUCUGCAGAUUCUCCUCCCACAUGCACACCAUGUCAUCUUCUGCAUGAGCAGGGGCCUUUGUUUUACCUUUUUCCUGUGAGUCUGACUGGCUGUGAUGAUGUCAUCACGAGUCAGGCUGUAGAAAGCUGCAUGUCCUAGAUCUACUUAUUCUUCAGAAUGGACAAUUCCCCUCCAAGGCCUGACAUAAGAAAAAUCAAAUUACCUGACAUCUCUAGAGCCAUUAAAUCUUUGAAGGCCUGAACAAAACAAACACCAGGCGAGUAGGAGUCUGUGGAUUUUAUUAAAUGCUUUGGAUCUGACCUGUCUUUUGCUGAAGAAACAAAUGGUGCCAAAAAGUUCCUUCUGAAUUCAAGGAUUUCGAGGCAAUUUGUGCCUGUUAAUGUCAGCCUUUUCCCUUGGUUAUUACUCUUCUGUUCUCCUUUGCUGCUGGGCACUUUGUGUUCAUGUAGUAUAUGCUCUUACAAAUGGCUGCAGUAUGAAGAUAAAUGAGACUGGGUGCUGGAACACUCGAACAGGAGAUCGGAAAUCAAUCCUUAACUUUCUUUCUAAAUGGACAUGGCCCAACAGAGGACCAUUCCCUUGCUGCCUCUCUGGCUAAUGUGCUGUGGCAGGUUGCUGGGAAAACCCUUCCAGCUCUUCUUCUGCGAUUCGUUUCUGCUCCUUUGAAAAUGAAAACAAAACCUCUGGAUGAUGUGGGCACAGACAGAAAUUACUCAAUGUAUGCCUCACAACGUCAGCCCUGAAGAGAGCGAGGGAUGAGGCUCUCCACAGAGGGAUGCUGUGUCAUGCUCUGUGUUGUUGAAACCUGGCCACCGAGGCUUGACCAGAGAAAGGGGUAAUGCCUGAAUUAUUAGCUGUCUCUGGAAAGGUAAACCCAGAACUCAGCUCUUGCUGAAGUGGCAGCGUGGUUUCAGAGCUGAGGUCAUGCUCUUUCUUCUGAGAACUGUAGGGUCUUCAAUUUCAGAAGUGUUUUGCCACUAAAAAACUCCUGUCUUGCCUUGGAGCUUUUGACAGUCCUACUGAGGCUGUCUUGCUCAUGCUGUCAUUACUGCAGUGCCUCAGCCAGCCUGGCCUGCCAGCAUAAGUUAAUUCUGGAGGAGAAGGAGAAGGAAAAAGACACUUAAAAAUCGACUCAAUUUUCUUUAAACAUGUUACUUUCUCAUCCAAAAACUCUGCACUGUGAGUUGGAGAGACUUGAAAAUUGAACAUGUCAUUUCUAACUCUUCUUGCAUUUCCUGUGCUUCAUUCCUGGGUAGUACAGGCAGGUCAGUCACAUUUUCACUCCCACUUCCCACAGCCAUUUACUGCACUGUGGGUUGCCAGGUCUGCACAGGAGCCUGGUGACCCUUGCUGGCCUGCUGUGCUGCUUUGAUUUUUAACUGAGACUAGGGUUUUUUUAAAUGCUUAGAUAAAUUUGGAACUGCUUUUUGAACCAGUGACACUGGAAAACUUUCUUUCUUCUUUAUCUUACCUCCAUGGAGUAAUUCCACCUGAGUUUGAACCAGAACUGUUCAGUCAUCUAUGGAAAGACUCCUUUUGGGUUGAGGGAUGGAUCUAGCCCAGGAGAACCCGAACGUGAUGUAGCCACAUUUGGAUGUGAUAGAGAGACUUUUGCAGCUCUGUGCUCAUAUUUUCUGUUAGAGGCCACUUUUGCUUUCUUUGUCUCUCUCUUGGUUGUGUUUUGUAGCUUUUGUUGGAAUAUUGUCCCAAACCUGUAGCGGUUGACUGCCUUUUGUGUUGGCUCAAGAUGGGCCAAAAGGACUCAGUGAGUUGUGUUCAGUCUGCUCUGGUUGUUUGUGUUCUAUUAUUUUGUUGUUCUUGUCUCCAUCCCUUACAACUCUUCUGUAGUGUUUUACCUACUGGAAACAAUAAAGCUUUGGCUCAGUAACAA